UUGAAACACCCGGCAACCGCGCACUAGCUCAAAUUGUCAAUGUUUGACACAGACAAAUUUCGAGGUUAAUUACACAGCCUAGGCAGGACAGGAAUCUUUGGGGCCCCAAAACACUCCCAAUAAAGCACAAUGUCCACGCUUGCAGCCCCAGUACGAGUCUCGCCAGUUAUCAAAUUUUUCAGAUGGAGCCUUUUGGGAACGGGCGUCGUUUACGGAGCCUUCCACCAGAGCAGGUUAGGCAAGAAAGAAGCAGCGCUUCGCGAAGCCGAGGCGAAACAGAAAAUCAUCAGGGACGAGAAGCUGGCCAUUGAGAAGAAGCUGGCAGCAGAUCGGGAAAUCCAGGAGCUGGAGGCUUUGGCCAAGUAGAUUUUGAAUAUUGGUAGUGCUAAGCGAAUAAACGGUUGUUCCAUGUAAGGCCACACUUUAAAAUAUAGUUCAGUGAUUUGAUA
This is a messenger RNA of Dendroctonus ponderosae (mountain pine beetle), 449 nucleotides long. RefSeq names its product ATP synthase subunit e, mitochondrial. Gene Ontology annotation, molecular function: proton transmembrane transporter activity. The transcript has 2 exons. The record is from RefSeq and is a predicted model, not a curated record. Lineage: Eukaryota; Metazoa; Arthropoda; Insecta; Coleoptera; Curculionidae. Bases 130 to 366 code for a protein of 78 amino acids. Gene Ontology annotation, biological process: proton motive force-driven ATP synthesis.